UUGAUUACUGGUGCGACUGGACUUCUUGGCCGAGCCGUGUUUAAAGAAUUCAAUGGCAACAACUGGAAUGCAGUGGGCUGUGGAUACAGGCGAGCACAGCCCAGGUUUGAGCAGGUCAAUCUUCUGGACUCUAUUGCAGUUCAUGACAUUAUCCAUGAUUUUCAGCCUCACGUUAUAGUGCAUUGUGCUGCCGAGAGAAGGCCGGAUGUUGUAGAGAGUCAACCAGAUUCUGCUUCUCAGCUCAAUGUGGCUGCUUCAGGCAACUUGGCAAAAGAAGCAGCUGCAAUUGGAGCGUUUCUGAUCUACAUCAGUACAGACUAUGUAUUUGAUGGAACAAGUCCUCCUUAUAAAGAGACCGACGCACCGAAUCCCCUGAAUUUAUAUGGUAAAACAAAAUUGGAGGGAGAAAAGGCAGUCCUAGAAAAUAAUGAAGAUGCUGCAGUGCUUAGGAUUCCUGUCUUGUAUGGAGAAGUAGAAAAACUGGAGGAAAGUGCCGUGACUGUUAUGUUUGAUAAAGUCCAGUUCAGUAAUAAAUCAGCCAACAUGGACCACUGGCAGCAAAGAUUUCCUACUAAUGUAAAGGAUGUAGCAGCUGUUUGCAGACAGCUAGCAGAGAAGAGAAUGCUGGACCCAUCAAUAAAAGGAACGUUUCACUGGUCUGGUAAUGAGCAGAUGACUAAGUAUGAAAUGGCCUGUGCGAUUGCAGAUGCUUUCAACCUUCCCAGCAGCCAUCUGAGACCUAUUACUGAUAGCCCAGUUGUGGGAGCUCUUCGUCCGAGGAACGCUCAGCUAGACUGCUCCAAGCUGGAGAUGCUGGGGAUAGGUCAGAGGACACCGUUUCGAGCUGGGAUCAAAGAAUCGCUUUGGCCUUUCCUCAUUGACAAGAGAUGGAGGCAGACGGUCUUCCAUUAGUUUGUAACUUUUUUAGUAAAAGUAUGUUAAUGUGGCACUUUUUUAAAAGAAAAAAAAAGAAUAGUUUUGUAUGAGUGUUCUUAAAUUGUGACAUAUACGAGUUUUCAUUUAAUCAGGUAAACAUACGGUCUUGCACUAGUGAAAUUGUUAACCUAAAAAAAAGUUCAGUGACAAAAACUGAGCCUGUUUCAAGUCAUGAAUUUUUCCUUCCAUUUGUAUCAGUCUACCUUGAUAUCUAUUCCUAGUGAAUUAUGGUUUUGGUCAUCGGUAUCAUUUGAUACUUAAAGGCUUGGAUCACCUGUAGACUUCCUCUUGACUAAUAUAUAUACCGUUAAUGCUUAAGGUCUGUGCUAUUGUUAUAUAUACAGUUUCUCUUCAUUAAAAGCCUUGGUUAGUUAUGUUAUCACC
This is a messenger RNA of Tinamus guttatus (white-throated tinamou), 1320 nucleotides long. The record is from RefSeq and is a predicted model, not a curated record. Lineage: Eukaryota; Metazoa; Chordata; Aves; Tinamiformes; Tinamidae.